Molecule: messenger RNA, 1210 nt
Organism: Oryzias melastigma (Indian medaka)
Lineage: Eukaryota; Metazoa; Chordata; Actinopteri; Beloniformes; Adrianichthyidae
Gene: il15
Product: interleukin 15
Exons: 6
Coding region: 200-694 (164 amino acids)
Biological process (GO): neutrophil activation; positive regulation of tyrosine phosphorylation of STAT protein; positive regulation of T cell proliferation
Cellular component (GO): extracellular region
Molecular function (GO): cytokine activity; cytokine receptor binding
Source: RefSeq, a predicted model, not a curated record
AGCAGGAGGAUCGAGGCAGUGAGUGAGUGAGUGAGUGAGUGUCUCUGCCUGUGACCCGCGCAGAAAUCUCAGCAGAAAUCCGGGAUUCGGACCUAAAACCAAUGAGACAAACCAGCUCGACUGUCACUUAUGAGACCCAAACAUGUGAUCUGGACCUGCGGCUUCGCUGUUUAGGAGAUCAACCUCGGCGGCUGCGCAGAUGAUAGUCUUCAUGACGGCGCUAUUGGUGGUCCUCUAUCAACUCACAUGUCACCGGAACCAGCGAGUGAAAGACGGCCAGAUCCAGAUCUGUAACCUGUGUCGAGACAACCCCAAAACUCAGCUGUGGCUUUCCUUCUUAAUUCUGAGCUUCCUGACUACGUGCACAAGUGCUGAAUCUGAAAUAGAAGACCUCUUGACUUGUUUGGAGGAGCUGAAUAGCACCCUUCAGAAGUCAGAUGCAAUGCUGUACACAGCGCCUUUAAGUGAUGUUGAGAAAUGUAAAGACAAGGUGCUGCGUUGUUACAUGGUGGAGUUGAUAAUGGUCAUUUUGGAGGAGCAGAUUAAUGACAGUAAAACAGACUGCUUAUAUCAUUUCAAUGACGACCUCAAACCAGAGGUUGGUUGUCCGCAGUGUGAAAUGUAUUCUCUUCAAAACAUUUCCACAUUCCUAAGAAUGUUGACUAAUACUUUACAAAGAAUUAACAGCAUGUAAAUGUUAUGAAUUAAAUUAAUAGAUGUAUUAUUAUUAUAAAUAAUUGAACAAAAUGUGAUGUAAAUAUGAUGUAAAUCUUUAUAUAUUUAUAAAUAACUGCACAUGAAUAUUUUGUAAAGAUAUUGUUUCUAAGGAUGAAAACUGUGAUAAUGUUCUCAAGGUUUUAUACUCUGUUUAUGCUAAAUUUGACGAUUAGAAUGUAUGUGGUGACAGGCUUUUUUUUGUUGUUUGUUUUACCGAGGAACGACUCUUGCACUGUAUGCACAGAUAAAACACUGCUUUUCCAACUACAUAUGCAGUAUUUACUCAUAUAUCUCAUUGUAUGAUUUAUUUUGUUAUAAUGUAUUUUAAAGUUACCAAAAAACACUCGGCGAAGAAAAGAAAGCAACAGAAAAGAAACAAAAUUUGUAUGCAGUUGUGCUCUGACUGUCUGCAUGGCACUGAGGCGGUUCGCUGUUAAAGAUUAAUAAAGCAUGAAUUUGAUAGUACCACUUCCUCGGGUACUAACCAAACAUA